CUUGUUUAUUACACGCGUGCAAGAUGCGAAGUCGUCUAUUACCAAGUUUAUUACAAACGAGAGAAUUGUUACAAGAAUAUUUCAAACCUCGCAUUUAUAAUGUAAUAACAUAUUCUCUAUUAAAACAAGUUAACAAAUUUUCAACUAAUAGUGUAAAGAAAUCUAUGGACGAUGAAAAUACACAAUCUAGUUCACAUAACCUACCUGGUUCAAUAAGUUUUAAACACAAAGUUUUUGAUGAUAAAGAUGCAAAAAUUAUUCUCGAUAUUAAUGAAAAACAAGAAACAAUUAAUUUGGAAGAUUUAACAAUUGACGAGAAAGAUUAUGAUCCUUAUGAGGGAAUAAAUUUGCAACGUGGCAUAAAUGGUGUAUUCGAAAUUGAAGAUCUUGUAUCACUAUUGCGAAGAGAAAAUGCGAAAAAUAUUUUUGUAGCUUCUGUACCCGAUGAAUUAUCGUAUGUUACAUACAUAGUUGUAGUGACAGGGAAAUCGCAGAAACAUAUGAAAGCUAUUGCUACUUUUAUUCGUAAAGUAUAUAAAUUAAAAAGACAUGGCACAGAUUGGAUACCAAAGAUUGAAGGACAAGAUUCAAAGGAUUGGAUAGCUUUAGAUUUAGGAAAUAUUGCAUUGCAUAUUUUUUCAAAUUCAGCUAGAUUAUUGUAUGAUCUGGAAACGUUAUGGUCAGUCGGUCCUGAAUAUGACCAUAAGAGUAAAGACACGGGUGAAGAUAUUAUGGAGCAAUACAAUACAAUUUUGCAAAAUAUGAAACCUAUUGAAGAGAAAGUAUUUUGA
Molecule: messenger RNA, 791 nt
Organism: Colletes gigas
Lineage: Eukaryota; Metazoa; Arthropoda; Insecta; Hymenoptera; Colletidae
Gene: RsfS312
Product: mitochondrial assembly of ribosomal large subunit protein 1
Exons: 4
Coding region: 24-791 (255 amino acids)
Biological process (GO): negative regulation of translation; negative regulation of ribosome biogenesis
Cellular component (GO): mitochondrion
Molecular function (GO): ribosomal large subunit binding
Source: RefSeq, a predicted model, not a curated record